GGUUGCACUGGUGUAUUGAAUAUUGUCGAGAAAUCAGCUAAUUGAUCACGAAAAAGACACGACCCUGUUGUCGUCAUCGUCUUCUCCCCAUUCGCAAACCCUCGUCCCUUUCUCUCCCGUUGGCCGUCGCGAGCCCUCGCCUCCGCCUUACGGUUCAGCACGGUCGGAGGAGAGAUGACCGCGCCUCCGGAGCAGCGACAGAAGCCGGACCCCAGCGCCGCUACCAAGGGCUUCUUCCGCCAUCUCGGCCUCUUCGAGAUGCUCCCCGAAUCCGCCGACAAGAAGGAUUUCUUCUCCGACCUCAUCCGCAGCAUCCUCAAGGUCGACCGCGUCGAGCCCGGCCGCGUCACCUGCACCCUCACCGUCCGCUCUGCCGUCACCAAUCCAUACAACACGUUGCAUGGAGGUGCGGUGGCGGCCGUGGCAGAGAUGGUGUCCCUGGCUUGUGCGAAGACGGCGGCCGGCGACAAGGACUUCUUUCUCGGGGAGUCGAGCACUGCUUACCUCUCCGCUGCAAGGCUAAAUGAAGAUGUGGAAGUCAAUGCAUCCAUAUUGAGGCAGGGUAGAAACGUGGUAGUAACAUCAGUAGAUUUCAGAACAAAGAAAACUGGGAAGCUUUUAUUUACAUCUCGCUCUACCUUUUACAUUAUGCCAGUGUCAAGUCUUUAAACUCUAUUUUAUGAAACUUUAUGUAUUAUAAUAAGUUAAUAUGUGAAUAAGGAACAGCAACCAACGAGAUGGUAUGGUUUCA
Musa acuminata subsp. malaccensis (wild Malaysian banana) is the source of this 751-nucleotide messenger RNA. RefSeq lists its product as uncharacterized. The record is from RefSeq and is a predicted model, not a curated record. NCBI's taxonomy places the organism in Eukaryota, Viridiplantae, Streptophyta, Magnoliopsida, Zingiberales, Musaceae. Gene Ontology annotation, molecular function: fatty acyl-CoA hydrolase activity.